CAAUUAGUGAAAUCAGUAACCAAGCUUUUAAAAUAAAGGAAAACCUCCUACUCCGCUAUACAUAUAAUUACUUUCAUUAUUUAGCUACUUUUCCGGCAACCGCAACAAACGCUGGCCCAAGCCUGCAAAUUGUUGCCAUCAACUGGAACGCUGGCUGCCCACUGGCAUUUGUUCAACUACUCAAAAAUUCACUUUGUAAACAAACCUUCACACACAUCAAACCAUAUCAAGCGGCUCAUCUGGAUGAAAUGAAAAGGCUGUUAGAUGUAAUGCAGGAACGUGCUCCCGAUGUUGAACAUCAGUUCAAAGAAAAGUCAAAUGAGUUGGAAAUGGCGCAGCUUAUCAUACGCAAGUUGUCGGAUAAGGCCAAUGUAAACCAAGGCGGCAAUCGUAUAGAGACCUUGACGUAGACGCAAUUUAUGUACGAGGAACAGAUUAGAGACUUACAAUCUAUGGUGCAGGAAUUUAUGAUGGUCACAAAAUAUAUUGGCAAAAACAUAGCAAGUGCAUAUGCCAAGUUGGAAAAAUUGACAAUGCUGGCCAAAAAGAAGAGUUUUUUUGAUGAUCGACCGCAAGAGAUUCAAGAAUUGACUUACAUCAUGGUGUAUGCGUUACAAUCUAAAUUAGCCAGCAUGGGCACCGACUUCAAACAGUUGUAUACUGUCGUACUGUUGUAUUUCAGAAACUUUAAACGGCUAAAGCUAUAUAACUAUAAGGAAUUCGCAAGCUAA
Messenger RNA from Rhagoletis pomonella (apple maggot), 731 nucleotides. Its product is annotated as syntaxin-5-like. Gene Ontology annotation, cellular component: membrane. The record is from RefSeq and is a predicted model, not a curated record. The transcript has 3 exons. The coding region runs from base 420 to 731 and encodes 103 amino acids. Gene Ontology annotation, biological process: vesicle-mediated transport. NCBI's taxonomy places the organism in Eukaryota, Metazoa, Arthropoda, Insecta, Diptera, Tephritidae.